UCAUCUUGUCAAAUGUUUGCUCUUUGAUUGACUGAAGCCGCCGUCUCCCGGAAGUCCAGCGGAAAAACGGAGAUGCGGUGAAGCAGCCGACUGUAUUCGCAUAAAUUACACAGUUCCAACAUGUCCUGGGAUUUCUCGGACGUGCCUCCUCGUAUCUCCUCCUGGAUCACCUUUCCGGUUCAAUUUCUCUAAGAGGGGGCCCUGUGUGAGCGCAGUCAUGCCCAUAGGAGAGCUCCGAGAGUCGGGGAGCCUCCCGGCCAUCGCCUCCCUGAACGCGUCCUACUCCACCUCCAUGUCCAUCCCUUCGCCGUACAUAUUCGUCCCUCCUUCGGAACGCAAAGCCAUCUCUGACGUCCGCCGCACCUUCUGCCUCUUCGUGACCUUUGACCUCCUCUUCAUCACCAUGCUCUGGAUUAUUGAGCUCAAUUAUUCCAACAGCAGCAUCUGGGACAGCUUAGACAAGGAGGUCAUCCAUUACAAGUUUGAAACUUCCUUCUUUGACAUAGUGCUCCUGGCCCUCUUUCGCUUCCUGUGUCUACAACUGGGCUAUGCUGCCUUCAAGCUCAGACACUGGUGGAUGAUUGCGGUGACUACUCUAGUGACCAGUGCCUUUCUCGUUGGUAAAGUGGUCAGAAUCUCCCACGUCAUGUCAGAUAAUGCGUUUGGAUACGUGCUGCCCAUAACCUCCUUUGUGCUGGCCUGGUUAGAGACCUGGUUUCUGGACUUUAAGGUUCUCACACAGGAGGCUGACGAUGAACGAGCGUACUUGGCAGCGGUGAAUGCAGCGUGUGAGCGGGCCCCCAUGAUCUACCCCAGGGCAGUUUCCGAGGGGCAGUUUUAUUCCCCGCCUGAGUCUCUGGCAGGCUCAGAGGAGAGUCUUGAUGAGGAAGGGCUGGGCCGUAGAGCCGUCACAACACAGGAGAAGGAGUUUGUGCGACAGGGGAAAGAGGCCAUGUCUGUGGUGGAGCAGAUCCUCUCCCAGGAGGAAAACUGGAAAUUUGAAAAGAACAAUGACAUGGGCGACUCUGUGUACACUCUGGAGAUUCCCUUCCACGGAAAGACUUUUAUUCUGAAGGCGUUCAUGCAGUGUUCAGCAGAGCUCGUGUACCAAGAGGUGAUUUUACAGCCGGAGAAGAUGGUGCACUGGAAUAAAACUGUCACAGCCUGUCAGAUAUUGCAAAGAGUGGAUGACAACACACUCAUAUCGUGGGAUGUCUCAGCCGGAGCAGCAGGGGGUGUUGUUUCCGCGAGGGACUUUGUAAAUGUUCGCCGAAUUGAGCGUAAAAAAGACUGUUACCUGUCCGCUGGCAUGGCAACGGAGCACGACGCCAAACCACCCUGCGGCCGCUUCGUCAGAGGUGAAAAUGGUCCUGGUGGGUUUGUGGUCCUAAAGUCCAGCAGUAACCCGUCCGUCUGCACUUUCAUUUGGGUCCUCAACACAGAUCUGAAGGGCCGACUCCCGCGCUACCUCAUCCACCAGAGUUUAGCAGCCACCAUGUUUGAAUUUAUGAGUCAUUUACGCCAACGCAUCACUGACAUCAGGGGGUCCGGGCGCUCCCACCAUCACCACCACCACCCUUAACGCAGAAGUAACCCCCCACUGUGGAUCUGUGGGGUCUUUCCCUACAAAUUUAUUUUUUUAUUAUUAUUUGCCUGAACUCCAAAUAAUGAACUUGUUAAACUAGUUUGUUUUUUUUUUUUUUUACAUAUAUGGACAUCUACAGAUAUAUCAAUGGACUGCUGUUAUUUUUUUUUUUUUGGACCUUACUAGCUGAGAUUUUUACACUUUAAAAUGAAGUCGGCCACCUUAUGUCUCGUACGGAAUUGUUACAAAGCCGGUGAAGCAAUAGCAUGACUGAAAACUAUUUUACGAAUCUCUCUCUGAGCCUUAACUCACAGCAAAUGUGUAAGUCCAGUUUUGAUUUGCUGCUCUGUUGAAUGUUUUGUUCUUUAUCUUAAUAAUGGUUCACAAAAACACAUAGCCAUAUAUUUUGGUGCACUGUGUCGAUUUUUGGUUGGGGGUCACCUGCUUGUUUCUAUGGAUAUGUCAUUGCUCUGCUCCGAAUGUUCCAAAAUAUGACAUUAAACAGCUCUACCUUACAAUUAUUCAGUUACAGGUGGUUUUAUAGCUCAUAAAUAACUAGAAAACCAGACAUUCGGACCUGUAACUUAAACUGGUUUAGUCUCCAUGAAGAUAAAAAGGAUUAAUACCACACUGCGAAACAUUCUAGACAAAGCAAUAACAUCUCCAUGGAGAAAAAAUAUCUGACAGGCCCUCCACCAAAAAAUGACACAUUGCAUCUUUAAUAAUGGUUCACUAAAACACAUAGCCAUAUACUGUAUUUUGUACAAUGUUUAUCAUUAAAACUAUCGUUAACACUGUACUUUAUUCACAUAUUUGCACUGGAGUGACCACUAGAGGGCAGUGCCACUUCUUCAAUGGAAAAAACAGCUUGUCUCACAUUGAGGUAAACAGCCAAUUUAUUUCGUCAAAGGGCUUACACAAAAAUAUUCAGCAACAGAUAACCAUGCACUUUUAUCUGUAAGAAGGUAUCUGGUCAACUAAUGGGUGGCGUUCAUGUUCUAGUCAUCAGAUUGGGGACCUGUAGAUUACUACAUCUACUGUUUUUGAAUGAAAUAUCGAAACAUGAUUCACAAAUGUUGAAACUCGUCAACAGUUUGUUAGGCAUUGGGUCUCUACACACUGUUGACCAUAUUAUUUAUUUUAUGCCUUGAAGUCUGACAGCUGACAAUAAUCAUGUAUUUGGGGUUGAAAAAUGACACCAUUUUCUGACGUUACCGUUAAAAAAAUCACUUGUUUAUUUAUGUUGACAGAGAAGAUAAUGUUUUGUUUUUUUUUCUUUUUGUUUCAUGUGGUUAGGCCGACUAAUCACAAAGAUAUUAACCAUGAACCAGAUCAAAAUAUUUGCAAUCUGACAGUCAAAAGGCAAAUCGUACUAUAGAAUUCUGACCUUGCUUCCAGCUCCAUUUAAAACUAUAGGCUAUUCUAGAUGUUGUGAAUGUGCCCUAUUAAUUACGUGCGUCGCCAUGGGAAUAAAUGAGAGUAGAACAGUGCUAACCACUCUACUUUUCCCAGUAGAGAAAUUUGACUUUGUUUAUUAUCAGUUAAGUUAUUUUUAGACAAGGACAAAUGUACUCUGUGAAGGAUGUGUUUUUUCUUCUAUUUUUGUGACGGUGACCUCUAGUGGCCUUUUCCACAAACAGCCAAGUCAUUAUUGUCUCCCUUGAUUAUCGUUAGGUCUAUUGUGGACAUGUCCAGGGGCUAACAGUGUGGCUUUAUUUUAGUUCUGGUUUUCUGUUUAUGCUGGCAGUUAAAGCGUUACAUUUUAAAAUAAUCAUAAUUAGAUCUGUUCAAGGUUGUUUUGUUUUGUUACCUUAAAGGUGCAUUGUAAACUUUCUGGUGGAGGGUAAGUCACCUCCUCUUUUCUAUGGAUAUGAAUGUUCCACAGUAUGACAUUAAACAGCUGUAACUUACUUUAUUCAGUUACAGGUGGUUUUAAAGCUCAAAAAUGCCUAAAAAAAAAAUGAUUUGGUUUGCAUGAAGAUAGAAAGGUUUAAAAUCAUACUGUGAAACAUUCCAGAUAAAACAAUAACAUUUAAGCAUUUAAUGGACGCUCCACCAGAAAAGUUACACAAUGAAGCUUUAAGAAGAAGUUAUAAUUGCAAUAUUUGUAACGCAGGUGUAACUUAUAACUUAUAGGUCUAACUUAUACGUUGAGUUACAUGACUUUAUAAACUACCUAUUCUUGGGUUCUUGUUUUGAGGCGCCAUUUUGAGCACUUUUCACCGUUCAGAAGAUAUAAUAUUUGGUUGAAUUGUUAACCGCUAUGGCAACGGUGCUAAGUAGAAUCCAUAUGUUUUGACCUGGUUUAUAGCUGACAAAAACUGGUUCAGUAGCUUCUCUGCCAACACAAACUCGAGUUGUUUUUUUUUAGCAAUAGUUUCAAAACAGCUAUUUGAAGCUAUUGUUCAAACUGUACUUAGAGGUGUAAAAGUUGCAAGAACUUUAAGCCAUAAAAUUAAUUUGAAAAAUUGGUUAACCCAAUCAAAACAUAAUGAUGCAGUUAUAGAUGCUUUUAAGUUUGGCUAUUUCUUCAUACUGAACUUCAUAAUGAUGUUGUGAAAAUCCGUCAUCUUUGUUUUGAGUUUGCAAGAUAUCCAGAGCGAAUUGUCCAGGGGGAGCGCCAGACAUUUUUGGUUGGAGGAGCUACGGGGGUGCACACUUAACUUGUUAAUUUAGGGCCUUUGUACGGAUGUGAGCGCACCCACGCCCCCUCUACCAUCUUUGCGUCGCAGUUUUGAACAUAAAUCUAGUUAGCUCCUGUAAUGAUUUAUGAAACCUAAUAUAGAGUUAUUCUUUGUUUGCAUUUUGAACUCUGUGGCUGCCAUUUGAACAUUUUGUGUCGAGAUUUAAUGUCCUAAGAAAAUGGUGCUGCCCCUGGAAUUGACCAAAACAUCAUACCGGUAGUAGCGAUGGAAAACCUCAUUUGCUAUUGAAUCAUUAUUAGUAAAUACAAAUCAGUUAAUGUCUGAGUACUUUACUUUGAGCAGCUUGUCUCUUUAAAUCUCCAUUGAUUUAACGUGACGUGAACACAGCCUAUUAGCCUGAAGAUCUAAGUGGUGUGAACAUUCUUGAGCUCUUCAUGUGAACUAAGAUAAAAGUGGCUGUGUCAGAUCGCUAGAGUGAACAUUUAAUGAACCGUAACAAUGCAGCGUUGUGACCUUAUUAUAUCUUAUAACAACAUAAUAUUACAAACUUUGGAUCUCUUGUUUCUUUAUUUUGUAUAUUGUAUUUUUUUUGCUGUCUGGUCAACAUUAUGGUGCCUUUCAAACCUGCCUUUUUGAAUGUUUUUGUAGCAUAAUCAGUUGUUAAGCUGUGUUUAUAUUGGUUUACACUUGUUUGUCUGUAUAUGCAUCAAACUAAACUCAAAGCCAUCGUAUGACCAAAUGUUGAAGUCUUAACCAUUUUCUUAUAUUGAUUAAAAUGGUAACAUUUUAAAACUCUUA
Boleophthalmus pectinirostris (great blue-spotted mudskipper) is the source of this 5028-nucleotide messenger RNA. It is a transcript of the gene stard3, whose product is annotated as StAR-related lipid transfer (START) domain containing 3. The record is from RefSeq and is a predicted model, not a curated record. The coding region runs from base 218 to 1582 and encodes 454 amino acids. NCBI's taxonomy places the organism in Eukaryota, Metazoa, Chordata, Actinopteri, Gobiiformes, Gobiidae. Gene Ontology annotation, molecular function: cholesterol binding; cholesterol transfer activity. Gene Ontology annotation, cellular component: late endosome. The transcript is spliced from 15 exons.